Messenger RNA from Chenopodium quinoa (quinoa), 871 nucleotides. RefSeq lists its product as uncharacterized. Lineage: Eukaryota; Viridiplantae; Streptophyta; Magnoliopsida; Caryophyllales; Amaranthaceae. The record is from RefSeq and is a predicted model, not a curated record. The transcript is spliced from 3 exons. Bases 148 to 495 code for a protein of 115 amino acids.
UCACCUGUAUUAAUGCUUAAGGUUUGGCUUAUAUAUCAAUUUUUCCAUGAUCGGUGUUCUUCCCAACCUAAUCCUCCACUUCCUAUAAAUCUUAGACAACAAGCGUAACAACUGAUCAAUAAGAAGUCAAAUACCCCACCUGUAUUAAUGCUCAAGAAACUAAUGGCAAGGAACGGCAAGAAAGGCAAUAACGGGGCAGCCAAUUCCAAAACGGGAACAUUUCAAUUAGAGGGUGGUGGAAACCCUGAAGUGGCGUUCAUAUUCAAAAUCAGCCCGAAUUCCGUUGAAGAGAUCUUCAAAGUGCAACUAUUCAGUAGGAACAAUAAUUUCUUAGGAUUGAUACGAAAUCAACUGUACAAUGGGUCGUAUAUCCAAAAGGAAGAUGACAACGAGGUCAAGCUUGAUUGUGUCGUGAACAACAACAAUACGCCACUAGGGAUAUCCCGGGAAUGGUCCAGGGGGAUCAGGCUAUGGGUGCUGGCGUUGUCUUCUUGACUGCGGAGUCAUCAAUCAUCAUCAGCUCCUCCAAGUCAAAGACCAAAGACUCUAAGAACUUGGCUAGGGAGCAUGAGGCUAUUGGUCGUAUUGUGAACGAUAAUAAUAGUAUAGAUGGAACUGCAAUACACCGUAUUCUUAGCGCGCUUGAGUCUGUACCACCCAAAUCAGUGUCGAUUAUUAGAUGUUACUUAGUUACGCCGAGGGUUGAUAGUGUCGAUUUUUUCUUAAUAAUACGAUGUUUACAAUAUUACAAGGAUGCAUACUGCCGUACUGGGUAUUAAUCAUGGUAUCAUACUCUGUAUUUGUUUGCGCGUAAACAAUUACAUAUGGUCGAUGGUAGUAUCUAGUACUCCCUCGAUCUGCUUUAUUUUAA